CUCCCGUCACUGCAAAUUCGUCAUCCCGAGUCCGUAGAGAAACUUACCCAACCCUUCAACAACCUUACGUUUAUCCAGCUCUUUCAAAGGCCUCAACUUGGUGAACACCAUCGAUCGAUUCAACAUCAUUCGGCAUCAAUCACCAGCCAAACAUGACCGUCUACCCUCCACGACAGCUCUACUACGACGGCAAGGUCCAGGCCGCAUCAUCAGGCAAAGCCUUCCAGUCCAUUGACCCGUCCAACGCAACGCCCAUUUGCGACAUCCAAGUCGCAUCACACGCCGACGUCGACGCAGCAAUUGACUCGGCGAAGCGUGCAUUCCCAUCAUGGUCCGCGACUCCACCGAUCCAGCGAGCGCGCAUUCUGCAGCGCGCCGCACAGCUGCUGCGGGAGCACAACGACGAGAUUGCGCGCGACGAGACCCGCGACACGGGCAAAGCAUACUCUGAGACGAGCACAGUAGACGUACUGUCCGGCGCAGACACAGUCGAAUACUACGCCAAUCUAGUCGGCGGAGGCGGACUUAACGGCGAAACUACCCAGUUGCGUGAAGACGCGUGGGUGUACACGAAAAAGGAAGCACUGGGCGUAUGUGCAGGGAUCGGAGCAUGGAACUAUCCAAUCCAAAUAGCACUGUGGAAAUCCGGCCCAUGUCUCGCCGCAGGAAACACCAUGGUCUACAAGCCCAGCGAAUUCACCCCUCUCCACGGCGAAACUUUGGCCAAGAUAUACACCGAGGCCGGUCUCCCCGCCGGCGUAUUCAACGUCAUUCAGGGCGCAGGCGACGUAGGCAGCUAUCUCACUUCUCACCCAGGCAUUGCCAAGGUGUCAUUCACAGGCCAAGUAUCGACUGGCCAGAAAGUAGCUGGGUCUGCCGCUGGAGGGAUGAAAUACGUGACGAUGGAACUCGGCGGUAAAAGCCCUGUGCUCAUCUUACCGGACACGAAUCUCGAGAAUGCCGUCGACGGCGCGAUGAUGGCAAACUUUUAUAGUACAGGCCAAGUCUGCACGAACGGCACCCGCGUGUUUGUUCCCCACUCGCUCAAGGCGCCGUUUGAGAAGCGCCUCGUUGAGAAAAUGGACCAUGUGCGCGCGGGACAUCUCAUGGAUCCGAACACCAAUUUUGGGCCCCUCGUGAGCAAGGUCCAUUAUGACAAGGUCGCCAAGUACAUCUGGCAUGGCAUCAAGGUCGAUCAGGCCAAGUUGCUGUAUGGUGGGAAUUUGGGGGAGUCUAGAUCUGGUGACAGCAACACCCCCAUCCUCCCUCUCCCGCAGAACCUCCCUGCCGAGCUACACUCUGGCUACUGGAUCCCGCCUACCGUCUUUACCGACUGCACCGACGACAUGCUCAUCUGCCGCGACGAAAUCUUUGGGCCCGUCAUGAGCAUACUAUACUAUGAUGACCGGGCCUCUUCUCCCUCUUCUUCUAAUCCCUCUUCCUCAUCUCCAUCUAAUCCUGCCCCGGCCCACGGGACGUCAUCUGAUCAUCAUAACUCCUCAUCUCGGGCCCCCGUCCUCGCCGACCGAGUCCUAGAUUCGCUGGUCCGGCGCGCAAACAACACCCCCUUGGGUCUCGCGGCGGGCGUAUUCACGCAGGACAUCAACCUCGCGCACAAAAUCACGUCCCGGCUCGAAGCGGGCAUCACGUGGAUCAACACGUGGGGCGAGAGCCCCGCGGAGAUGAGCGUCGGGGGCUGGAAACUGUCCGGCCUAGGUGUAGAAAAUGGGCGGCAGGGAAUCGAUGCGUGGACGCGGAAUAAGAGCACGUUGGUGGAUAUGGCAAGCAGCGGGGUGCAGACUGUGUUUGCGAAGAUUUGAUUUUACAUUUGAUUUUACAUUUGAUUUACAUUUGAUUUGCAUACCUUGCCUACCCUACGUGCCUUACGGACCUGAGAUCGUACGUAGGUACCUUGGAUGAAUCGAGUAGUUUAUUAAGCAAAAAGUGCGGGCGUACAUAAAGAAGAGGCUGACGGGACUACUGUGUGGCGGAAAAGUUACAGGAUAUGAUUGAGCUACGCUAGACGACUAGGCUUUUCCAGAAUGAUUCAUUGUCAUUGGUAAAAGGUACUAUUAUUCACAAAUGAAGUGAAGAUAUAAAAAAUAUGGAAAAAUAGUUUCCAAAUGAAAUGGGGAAAAAGAAAAAAAAACGGGAAAAG
Xylona heveae TC161 is the source of this 2158-nucleotide messenger RNA. Its product is annotated as aldehyde dehydrogenase. The coding region runs from base 153 to 1820 and encodes 555 amino acids. The transcript has 2 exons. The record is from RefSeq and is a predicted model, not a curated record. Gene Ontology annotation, molecular function: aldehyde dehydrogenase (NAD+) activity. NCBI's taxonomy places the organism in Eukaryota, Fungi, Ascomycota, Xylonomycetes, Xylonales, Xylonaceae.